AGAAAAAUAAAUAAGAUCGAUGAUAAAUUUGGACGUGGAACUACAAAAACUUUGAAUAGGGGAUCAAUUAAUUAUUAUUUAUUCACCGGAACAAAUUACUUGCAAUACGCGAAUUGAUAAGGAAAAAUAGAACAUUACCUAGCAGAACUAAAACCAAAUUAUUCGAAGAGAAAUGUCAAUUUACUUAUAAACAUUGUGAUACUGCUAGAAAAGUGCUCAAAAAUUGUUAGAAUGAUAUUAGAAUUAACUUGGAAAAUUCUUGUGCUUUAACAAGGUUGUGUACUCGGCCAAUGUAAUCAGCUAAAAAAAUUUUUCAUAAAUUUUUAAUUUUCUUUUUACAACUCGCCUAUAUUUGGGUGAAACAGUUAACAUCUUUUAUGUUACCUAUCCCUAAAUAUUAAAAAUAAAAAAAUACAUUAACUUUUUUUUUAACAAAUGACGCUAAGAUUUUUAAAUAGUUCUAAUGGUUCGAUAAGAGCUCUGCUAAUAGUUAUAGUAUUGUGGGCGUUUUUAGUUUAUUUAUUUGCAAUUAAAUUAUUAAAUCCACAAUAUAAUUCGGACCCAGAUGACGCUGUAAGACGUGUUAAUCAGGCAUUAAAAUCUCUAGAAGAAUCCAGGCAAAGAAAUGUAGAAUUGACAAAAGUCUUCGAUUUUUUUAUCAGUGAAGACAAUAAAGAAGAGCAAGUAAAAUUGUUACGGUCUAUUGAAAAUCCAAAUUUUGGAAGGUUAUCAUCAAUAGGCGCACCUAGUUCAGAAUAUGAACAAAUUAGGAGGCGUAUUCGAACAAAUACCCAAGAAUUUUGGAAUUUUUUUAGUUCGGAAUUAGAACAAAUUAGAUUAAAGUGUUCAAAAACUAAUCCUGAUCUUUUAAAACAAAUUAAUAACAUAUUAGAAUUAGGUGCUGAACAUAAACGAUCAUUACUAAAUGAUCAAGAUCGCAUGCGAGAGCUUGAUGGUUAUGAAAGUUGGCGAAAAAAGGAAUCCGAAGAUUUAAGUAAUUUAGUUCAGAAUCGUUUGUAUUACUUGCAAAAUCCGAAAGAUUGCAAAAACGCUAAAAAAUUAGUAUGCAAAUUAAAUAAAGGUUGCGGCUAUGGUUGCCAACUUCAUCACGUUGUAUAUUGUUUUAUAGUUGCUUAUGCAACGGAACGUACAUUAAUUUUAAAGUCCAGAGGAUGGCGGUAUCAUAAAGGAGGUUGGGAGGAAGUUUUUGAUCCUAUUUCCAGUACAUGUACAAAUAUUGACACAACAUCUGCAACUGCUUGGCCAGGCCAUCAUAACUCGGAAAUUGUUAUACUACCAAUAAUCGAUUCACUUGUACCCAGGCCACCAUAUUUACCGCUAUCUGUACCAGAAGACUUAGCACCACGACUGAUUAGAUUACAUGGAGACCCAAUAGUUUGGUGGGUUGGCCAAUUUUUAAAAUAUUUGUUAAAACCAAAAUCUGAAACAAAAGAACUUUUGCAAAAUGGAAUGGCAAAGUUAGGUUGGAAAACGCCUAUAGUUGGUGUACACGUCAGGCGAACAGAUAAAGUAGGAACUGAAGCAGCUUUCCAUAGUAUUGAUGAAUAUAUGUCAUAUGUUGAAGACUAUUAUUUAACUUUAGAAAUGAAUAACACAAGAAUAGUACGAAGAAUAUUUUUAGCUUCUGAUGAUCCUCGUGUGAUAUCGGAAGCAAAAAACAAGUAUCCUCAAUAUGAAAUAUUGGGCGAUUACGAGGUGGCAAAAAUGGCAGCAGUUUCUACUAGAUACACGGACUCUUCACUAAAUGGAAUUAUAUUAGAUAUUCAUAUGUUAUCGUUAUGUGAUUAUUUAGUUUGUACAUUUAGUUCACAAGUUUGCAGAGUUGCAUAUGAAAUAAUGCAAACUCUUUAUCCAGAUGCUUCCCAUAGAUUUAAAUCAUUGGAUGAUAUUUAUUACUAUGGUGGCCAGAACGCUCAUAACAGAAUUGCUGUAUUACCGCACAAACGACGCAAUAAAGAUGAAAUUCAUUUAAACGUGGGUGAUUCAAUAGGCAUUGCUGGUAAUCAUUGGAAUGGCUUUUCAAAAGGUAAAAAUAAAAGAACAAAUGAAAUUGGUUUAUUUCCAUCAUUUAAAGUAAAUGAUAAAGUGGAAAAAGUUAAACUACCAACAUAUCCAAAUGUUUGAAAUGGAUUAAUUUUAAUUUUUGGUACCGUUUAUGUUGUGACAAUUUUAAAAUUCGUUUUUUAUUUUUAAGCAAAGUUAUUACAACUCUUUUUUUUAUAUUUGGUCCAAAUCUUUGAAUCGAAUUAUUUUAGCGAAUCAAAAGUAAUGAUGAUUUUUUGAAUUUCGGAUAUUAGUUUUAUUUUAAACUAUAUACAUAAAUGUUUAAAAUCUAAAGUUUCUUAAGAAGUACAAAACCCUUAGAAUACUCUAUAAAGCGAACUAAAUUUUAUCCACCCAGUUACAUUAAUUCUUUUAAUAAGAUGCGAAGUGAUUGGUUUAAAACGAAAUUUUAUAUGUUAUUGUUGUUUAAUGAUAAAUUUGUCUUAACUCAUAAUCUUGCACUCAAAAAAGCAUUUAAAAUUACAAAUCGUCAUUUUGAAAAAUUUUGUUUUAAUCUCAUGUUGAAACCUGAUGUACAUAAACAUUAUGAUCAAUUUGCACGCAUAUAAUCUACAGCAAUGGUCCUUCAUAAAAAGAAAUUUGCACAAUGUAAUAUUUGAAUACUUUUAUAACUUUUAACUUUUGUAUGUUCAUAAAAGUAGAUUAAAAACAAACAGACACAAACUUAAUUAAUAUAGAAUUAAAUGUUGUUAAAUUAUCGCUAUUUUGUAAACUUACAUUCCAUUUAAGCUACAAAAACCUUCAAAAUGCUUCAAAAUUUCUGUUCGCUUGAUUCUUUAGAUUAAAUCAAUAAGCUCUUUAAAACUUAAUUAACUUUACUUGCUCUCUAUAAACCUUUUUUUCAAUUUUACGCUUAACUUUAUUAUUAAAUCCUAUUAUAUUAGUUAACAUCUU
Messenger RNA from Condylostylus longicornis, 2979 nucleotides. It is a transcript of the gene FucT6, whose product is annotated as alpha-(1,6)-fucosyltransferase. Gene Ontology annotation, biological process: protein N-linked glycosylation. The record is from RefSeq and is a predicted model, not a curated record. Gene Ontology annotation, cellular component: Golgi cisterna membrane. The transcript is spliced from 3 exons. Bases 436 to 2145 code for a protein of 569 amino acids. Gene Ontology annotation, molecular function: glycoprotein 6-alpha-L-fucosyltransferase activity; protein binding. NCBI's taxonomy places the organism in Eukaryota, Metazoa, Arthropoda, Insecta, Diptera, Dolichopodidae.